AAAUUGAUAUUUAAAGAUUAUUUUUAAGAGAACUGGUCAUGUGACCGCUCUGCCAGUAAUUCAGUUCAAAAUGGCUGCCAGUGUGCAGUCGAUGUGUGAUUUCUGGAAGAAGUUUGAUUUACAAGAGCUACAGAAAGAACUUGAUUCGACUGCCACUGAACUGGCCAACAGACAAGACGAAAGUGAUGCUUCCAGAAAAAAACUUGUAGAACUUAGCCGAGAAUUUAAGAAGAACACACCUGAGGACAUAAGAAAAAUAGUAGCACCAUUAUUAAAGAGUUUCCAGGGAGAAAUUGAUGCACUUUCGAAACGUAGUAAGGCUGCCGAAGCUUCCUUUUUGUCUGUCUACAAGAAACUUAUAGACCUUCCAGAUCCAGUAUCAGUGUUAGAGUAUGCACAGCAGAUUCAGAAGAAGGCACAUCGUGUUGGAGAUCUUGAGAUAGAAAACAAACAGUUGAGGGAAACAUUAGAUGAGUACAACCACGAGUUUGCUGAAGUGAAAAACCAAGAGGUGACAAUAAAACAGCUCCGGGAACGAUUGAAAGAAGGAGAAGACAAGGUUGAGGCUGUAGCGGAGGCUCGAACGAAAGAAAAAGAACGGGAACUGCAGAAACAGUUUGCGGAGAAAGAGCGUCAAUUACAGGAAACUCAACUUUCUGUUGCUAGGAAACUCGGAGAAGCUGAACAGAGGGUUACAAGUUUGACCAAUACAUUAGAGCAUGUCCAAUCAGAGCUGUUUGAAGUCAAGGCAAAAUAUGACGAGGCCACCUCAGCCAAGGCAGAUGAAAUGGAGAUGGUGAUGGCCGACUUGGAAAGAGCGAACGAACGAGCAACAGCUGCGGAACGAGAAGCAGAAAAACUGAAACACCAGUUGAGUAACUUGACGGCAAGUUUGGCGGAUAAUCAAGGAGGGGAACAACAAAAAGGUCCAGACAUGGAACAAGCUAUUGAGAUUCUUCAGCGGUCAAAUCUUGAGGCAGAACUAGCUGCUAAGGAAAAAGAGAUAAGUCAGUUAGUUGAAGAUGUACAAAGACUACAAGGCUCUCUACAGAAACUGCGUGAAAACACUACACAACAGGUUGGACGUUUGGAGGAGGAACUUGCCUCUAAGAAUAAGGCUUUCCGGAUUUUGGAGGAGAAGUUGAAAACACAAGAGGACUAUGAGGAAAUCAAGCGUGAACUUGGUGUCCUAAAGUCUAUAGAAUUCUCGUCGUCGGGAACGGAUGAAGUAGAUGGUGACGUUGGGAAGACAAAAUCCUUGGAAAUCCUCCUGCUGGAGAAGAAUAAAACCCUUCAAACAGAAAACACACAGCUCAAAGUGAACUCAAAUGACCUCUCAGGAAAUUCAUCACCCGCUCUCUCAUCUAAUGCCAAAGAAUUUGCGAGUAUGCUCGGUGAGGAAAUAGCAGAAACUUAUCAGCAGAAAAUCGCUGAGUCAUCAUCAUCUAAAACAGGACUUUCCUCUUCACCAUCAUUUUCUGCAGUUUCGCCUAAAAAGGAUCAUGAAGAAAAAUCAAUGAGCCCUGAAUCUGGAGACAUCCCCCCACAAGUGCCGAGCUCUCCUCUUAGUGAUUCAAGUCGUUCUGGUAGACCGCCAAGUAACGAAACUGUCAGAAUUCCCCCUCAAUCCCCUCAUUUCUUUCACCCUGCUUUUUCAAACAGCCAUUUAAUGGCAAACUUUAUGGGAUUAGGGAUGAAUUUUAACAAUAACAAUCCGCCAAAAGUUGAUGUGAACGGUUGCCAAGGACUAGAUACAGCAAUGGUAGCCAAAACUGUGAGAGAAUUGCUCAGUAUUCAUAAUAUUGGACAACGUUUGUUUGCCAAACAUGUGCUCGGAUUAUCUCAAGGAACUGUGUCGGAACUACUUUCAAAGCCAAAGUCAUGGGAUAAGUUGACGGAAAAAGGUCGGGAGUCGUACCGCAAGAUGCAUUCAUGGGCUGUCGAUGAUAGAAAUAUCAUGGCCCUAAAAGCUAUCUCCCCAAAGAAAGAUGCUUAUUUAAAGAACAAAGUAGCCAGUUACAUAGAGCCAGAUUUCUAUGAAAGAAGUUCUCAGCCAUUAUUACCAAGUAUACAGCGCGAGGACGCUGCAACAGAAGAAAGAAUUGCUCACAUUCUGAACGAGGCUCAGCUUGCCAUGCAACAGAAGAAGAAUCUAGAACAAGUCUGGAGUAAAGAGCACCAGAACGCCAUGGUGAGCAGCAUCUAUCAGGAAAUGGCAAGAUCAUAUGGCCAGUUACAGGGGAGUCAAUCAAUGCCACUGAUGAGCCCUACAUCGCCCAUGCCUUCUAUUCUUUCAUCUGUAAAUGAUCGAGAACGUUACCGUAAACUCAGUGACUCGGACAGACACAGAGAUAAACAUAAUCCAGAAAUGUCUUCAAAGGAUAUGGUGGAGAGAAUAUACCGGCAAGAGCUCAUAAAGCUUGCUCAGGCUGCGGAGAAUGCUGGUAAUAUUGCAGCUAGCGCCCUCUACCAACAAGAGCUUGCGAGACUUGCACAGAAUGCUAGGAUGCGUGAUGAGCCUGAGCCAGGGGAGGUAAGACAUAUACGUGGAUCGCCAGAAAGAAUGAAAGUUAAAUCAGAGCCGCCAGACAGUACGUCGGAAGAUAUACUGGCCAAUCAGGGGAACGGUCCAAUUGAUCUCAGUAAACGUAACACUUCAACACCCAGUACCCCGACCUCAGGAGGCUCUGAUAAAUCGCUCAACAGUUCUGCUCAUGCUGGAAGUGCCUUCUUUCAAAUGCAUGCUAAGAUCAAUGGCCAUGAGGUCACUGAGAAGUCAUUGAAAUCAGAAAGUCAUCCGCCUACGUCGCCUGCACCUCAUACAGCAUUCCCUCACCAUUUCUCACCUUCUGACACAUCAUCUUCACCACUUCAACGAAUGCAGAACAUUGCUAACUCAUUAAUGAACAGGUCACAGAUUGGAGCACCUUGUAGCAAGCCAUUAAAAGCUGUUCUACCACCAAUAACUCAAGAGGAGUUUGAUAGUUAUGCCAACAUCAAUACGGAAGAUCUCGUGAAACAAGUGAAAGAAACUUUAAGCCAGUAUUCUAUAAGUCAACGAUUGUUUGGCGAAAGUGUGCUAGGUUUGUCACAGGGCAGUGUAAGUGAUUUACUUGCAAGGCCAAAGCCAUGGCAUAUGUUGACACAGAAGGGGAGAGAGCCAUUCAUCAGAAUGCAGUUGUUUCUGGAAGACGCUGAAGCUAUUCCUAAACUAGUGGCCUCCCAGUACCACAUAGCACCAGAUAAACUGAUGAGAAGCAACUCUAUGUCUAAGGAGACAGAUUGUGAAGUACAAAGUUUAUGGCAGGGUUUCCGGGGUAACAUCCCUGGAGGUUCACUGCCAUUGGUCGCUCCAGGAGCAUUGUCACUGGGACUUUCAGUUUCCCAGACUGAAAUGAAACCCACACCACCACCACCACCUCCGCCACCACCACUUCCGCCACCUUCAACACGCCCCCAAAAUGUGCCUCCUUUAAUGUUACCCAGUGUAGCACCACCUGUUUCCCAUGGGGAGCCUCAGCACCCGCUAUUUAUGCACCACCAUCAUCAUCACCAAGCACCUCCGCACCACCAACUUCACCAUCCUAACUGGGCCUCAUUCUCGUAUCCAUCCUCCAUGUUGGAAGUCGUUGCCAUGACGUCAGAAAUUGAUACACUGGAACUCACUGGACGUGUUAAAGAUGUGCUACAGUUUAAUAACUUGGGACAGAAACUGUUUGGAGAGGCAGUUUUGGGAUUGUCACAAGGUUCUGUGAGUGAGCUGUUGUCAAAGCCAAAACCGUGGCACAUGUUGAGUAUUAAGGGGAGAGAACCCUUUAUUAAAAUGCAUCUAUGGUUGUCUGAUCCACACAAUGUGGAGAGACUCAAGCAUUACCAGAAUGAAAUGAAAGCCAAUCGUAGAAGGCGACACAGUCUGGAGGACAGAUAUGAUGCUUCUAUAGCAUUACCAAAGCGACCAAGAGUGUUCUUUUCUGAGGAACAGAAAGAGAGAUUGCGGCAGGCAUACAACAGAGAUCCAUAUCCCAAUCAGAACACUAUUGAGGCCUUGGCAAACACGCUUGGUGUUGGUGUUAAAACCGUCAUCAACUGGUUCCACAAUCAUCGAAUGCGUGCAAAACAACAACAGCAUGCAACCAGCCCAACAACCCCUUACAGUGAAUACAGUCAACAAAGUAUUAAUAAAGAGGAGUCUAACGAUGAUAACUCAAACAACAGUGACAUAUCUAGCAUGUCAGAUAACAGAGAAGCUCUCAAUGCUCUCAGUUUUCAUUCCAGGUUCAUUAACUCAGAUUCCAAUCAGUGGAUGUUCCCAAGGUUUGAACCGGCUGGUCUGAAUAAGAGAAGCAGCAAUGGUUCGGAACAUAAUAUGGAUGAUGGAAGUGACCUUGAUGAUGAUAAUGAUGAUGAGAAAAUGGAUGAAGCAUCCAGUCCUAAUUCUGCCAAAGGAAACACACAAAAUGCCAAAGAUUAUGACAAUGGUAGAGAUGAUGAUCUUGAUAAUGAUAGUGGAGAUGAUGUUGAUGAUGGAGAUGAUGAAAUUGAAGGUGAUGAAAAUUCAAACACAGAUCAAUCUUUUGAUAAGAAUGAUAAAGAUUCUGAGUAUACGAAAGGGCAGGUGCAAAACAUGUCACAAGCAGGAGGAGCUAACAAGCGAAAGCGAUCGCAUCCGCAGUAUGUGUCUGCUGGUCGGCAUUUAGACAGGACUAUAAAUAGAAUAGAAAAUUUACAGAAAGGUAUUGCUCUCACUAAUGAUGUGAGUGAGACUGAAAAGGAAAAUACAAGUGAGAAUAUUGUAGACAAUAGAAAUGAUAACUCUUUGAAUGAUUUAGAAAUGAACGACAGCGAGUCUGCGAAAGUAGUUGUACGAGAAAAUGGGGAAGAUUUAUGGGAAAAGGGUGACAAAAGCUCAAAUAUUAACAAAAUACAGAAAAGUAUUUCUCAACAUUCUGGUGAAGAUUGGGAGUUCUAGGCAGCAUUACUGGUUACCGUGGUAUCAUACUGAUUCCUGGAUAGCUUCACAAACAUGUUAUCUACAAAAUGUAGAAGUAGUGCUUUUGGGUUGUAGUGGUCAGGUUAUACAAGAAAACUUUAUAAUGGUGUUCAGUUUAAAACUUUUAUUUUGUGCUGAUGUUUAUUUUUGAGACGUGUUAGUGAAGACAGAGUUUUAAAGUGCUUAUAUACGCUACAAAGUAUUAUUACUUACAAUUACCUUUGUUGUUCAUGCCUUUUAAAGUUUAUGUUUUGUUGUGACUUACCCAGGUUUAUCAAAUGUUCUGAUAGCCUAUGGUUUUAUAUAUUUUUAUGAGAAAAAUACACUUUGUGACUCAAGUUGAAAUAUGAACUCUAAGAGAGUUCUGUUGUGUUCAUAUGGGAGCUCAAGAAACUGUUUUGUUUUUGUUAUAUUUGUUAUUAAAGUAGGGCUUUAGUAAUAUACUUGCGGGGGAAAUAUUUUAUUCCUCAAAUACAAUCUAUAUAGAUAAUGAAACAUCUACAAAACAGAAAUUUUCAUAAACAGUUGAUAAUGAAAAUGAUAAAAAGUGUGAAAGGAGAUCCAUGUGUUGUUAGAAAAUGGAAGAAAUGAAGACUUUAAAGAAGAAGUAUUGACAGCUGCUGAAGUCUUCAAAAAGAAAGAUGAUGAUUAAAAUACCAUUUUAAAUGGGAAUGAGAUAGAACAGUUUAUUUUCUGUUCCUAGUAUUAUUGGAUGUUUUUUUUGUUUUUCGUUCAGGACUGCAGCAAAGCAGUGUGUUAUGAGAUGACUAUUCAUGGUUUUUGAAUAUAAAAACAAAGAUUUUAAGCAGAGAAAAUAUAUUCAUUAUUCAGUAAAUAACAGUGCUUAUUCUGUAAACCGUAAACAUUUUUUUCUGAUAAGAAAAAAAAUUAUUUGAUUGAUAUUUUUUGCAUGUGUUUUUUUUUUUGUAUUUUUUUUGUUUGUUUUUAUGUAUAUAUGCUAAUUGAGAAGUGUACAUUGAAGGGUAAUGUGUAACCUAUUUUUAUACAGACCUAUUUUUACAUUUUAUAUAUCGACCUAAACUACUGAAUGUUUCAUGAAAUUUUCCGUAGGAUUUUAGAGAAAAAAAAGUUCUGUUAUUUUAGAUAGGUCGCAUAAACUAGAUCAGUUUGCUUUCUACAUGGUCAUAUCUCAUUACAAAAUAUACAUUAUAUAUAAUCAUACAUCCAUAUAUGACACAAAGUCAGUUAACAACAUCAGCUGAGAUACUGUUCAUUCUCUCAGUUUUUGUGCAUGUCCAUAAAAAAAGAAGUAAAAAAGUAUUAUGAAUGGCUUAUGCAACUCCUCAGAAUCAAAAUAAAUGUUGUGUAAUGCUAGACUGUAACAUGGUAUUUUUGUGUUUGGUUUUUUUGUUAACCUCCAGCACUACUGAAUUUGCAAGCUGAAUUUUUGUUCUUUUACAUCAUCCUAUUUGGUAUUAGAGAUAAAAAAUUUGAUUUGCUUUAGAUUUUUGAAUAGUCAGAUUAGAAAUAAUGGCAAAAAUUUUAGAAGUUAAAAGAGGGCAGUGACUGUUACAUAUUCUGAUUAUUUAUAUUACAAAAUGUUUUUAAAAAGUAGAUUAGUUUCAGUUGUUCAGCCUUUAUUAGAAAUAAGAAUUUUGAAUUUUUUGUAUGCUCUACAAUAUAUAUACUCGAGAAAUCGAGCUGUAUAAUCCUUGUGGUGUAAAUGCUGAACUGUGCUCUGCUGAAUUUUAAGUGGCUUAUGCCCUGAUCCAUAGGGUAAACUACCAACACUUCCAACACCACCACAGUUUAUUCUAACAGAUAUGCAUCACCUAUUCAUUUUCAGUAUUAAAAGUAUAAACAGAAGGAGUGUCAACUAAAGUUAUAUUUGCAUAUAUUUACAUAAUUGCAAAAUUUUCUGUCGUAACUGCCCCUUUUAUUAAUGUGUUUUAAGAAAUUAAAUCAUGGUUGACAUAUGGCUUGGCUGGUGAGCGAUAUGUAACUUUCACUGCCCUAUAUUAGAAAAAUCACUUGAAAGAUGCAUUCCAAUAAAGUGGUCCAAUUAUUGAGUAUGGUUGCUGUUAUCUGAUAAAUGUAAAUAAUUUACUGUAGUGACUAUAAACUUGUCGCUAUGGUAACACAUCCCUAUUUUUAUAAAAUAAGGUUGAAAUAUAAAAAAAUGGUGAUAUUUUCAUUAAUAGAGUUGUUAAAUGGGUUGUUGUACAGUUUAUUAAAGACACAAAUUUAUUUUAUUCUUUUGCCAAAAUAAAAAGUUAAGAUUUUGUCCUUAUAAAAACAUACUGUUAUAGAAAAACAAUUUUUAAACAAAUUUAAUUGAUUUAUUUUUUGUUGAAAUAAUUGAAAAUUAUAGGUAAGUGGAAAGUUGUAAUUAUAUUUCUUCUGUGUGUGUAUAUAAAAGAAACACAAAAAUUGACAUAAUUAUUGUUAACUGGUUCAUGUUUAGUUUCAACAGUCAAAGGCUUAAUUCCAUAUGAAAUUUGAAAAGUCAAACUUUUUCAGGAGUUCUUGUUUGAAGCUCCGUAGAUGACAAUUUUGGAAAUGGAAAUCUACUUUGUGCUAAUCUUGGAAAUGUAUUUUCUGAAUCACUAACAAGAAUAUUAGGAUUUAUCCAUGAUGAAAAUUUGAAUGCCAUUUUAAUUUUUUUCAUAAAGAUUUUCUUGUCUUGGUGUGGAAGGUUAUCAUUGUUGUAGGUGAUGAGGAAAUCUUAAACAAUUGUUUAUAAUGUUGCUAAUUGGGUCAUAUAAAUGCUUUAAUGUUUGCUAUGUUAAAAGUUGUAAUUUUUUUUUUUUUUGCCUGUGCAAUAUACGGGGAUUAGGUUGUAGAUAUUUUAUGUUCAGGUAGUUAUGUAUCCAUAGUUACCAAGCUUUAGUUGUCCAAAUAUCUCAACUUAUAAUACCAAAGAUUGUUAGUUCAUAUGAAAAGUGUUCAAUUUUAUUUCGUAUAUUUUAUGUUAAUCACAAUGUGUUCUAAGUUUUGUUGAUUAUUUUUUAGCUUUAAGGGUUUUUAACAGUUUAGAUACGGUAGAUGUUUCAUCAGAAAGUGGGGAUUGUACAACUUGACCUUUCACCUGUUGAAUUUCUUAAACAAACUUGUUCAGUUUCCAUUUUCCGAAACUGGUGAUUACCAAUUUUGAGGAUAUGACGAUGAUUAUUUUUUAGUUUGUCACAAACAUUGGUAUAGGGCCUUGUCAGACUCUACGGAUGUGCAGGCUGGCCUGACUUGAUACACUGGUAACAAAGGCUUAGGGUCCAGCAGGGUAAAGGGUUCAAAUUGUUGUCACCAUUGACCUAAUUUCUCAUGUUUUACAGAGAAAUUAUUUAUUUUACUGUAGAUUUCUACAAACCAAAUAGAUACAAAUUUUACUUUAGUAUUUUCCACCAUUUGUUUAUGCCUUGACACAAAGUACUGAUUGGGUUCACAUCUACAAAUAGAUUUUUUAUUUUAUUUUUAUGCUCCCCAAAAUGGGGAAGCAUAUAGUUUUAGUUGAAUUUAUGUUGACAUGUGCUAACUAUUCUUGCUGGCAAAGAUAAAAUAAAUCAUUUUCGUGUUUUCUUUAAAUUGUAAUUAUGAAACAUAUUUUGUGUAUUUUAUUAAAGCCAGUUAGAAUUUACAAGGAGAAUAAACAUAUUUGCUGAUUUUACAAUUUUCAAUCAAUUAUAACACAUUUUGUUUGCAAAUAUAUUCUUAGUUUCCAAUUUUCUAAAAUGUGCAUGAAAUUUUCUUUGCAACAUAAUAGGGAAAAAACAUCAAAAUAGCAUUAAACAGUAGAAAAUGAUAUUACUCGAUGAAUUCUCAGAUGUUAAUUAACUGUGCAAUACAGAGUAGUCAAACUAAAAUUGUGUUCAUCUUUACUAUUAUAUUCAGCUCAAAUCUAGCAUAGAAAUGUGUUUACUUAACAAAAGUGGUAUAUGUUAGUAGGGUAUUAUAAUUCUAGGAUUUAGUGUUUGAAAAAUUAAAAUUUCAAUCGUUGUUAGUAAGCAGUUUUCAUUUUAAUUUGUUAUACAAGCUAUUACAAAAAAUAUUUUGAUAACUAUGUUAUUGACACGAUCAGUAUAACCUUGAGUAAACCUUGAUUUAAUCUUGAAACAAUUUGACAAUGUAUAUAGCUACAGAAAUUAUGUCAGUAUUAUCAAAUUUAAAUUGUUACCAUGGUAACAAUUCUAUAAAUAGUUACUAAGAAUGUUCUUGUUACUAGCAUAUAGCAAGUUUAAGGUCCUUCAUGUUGCUAUGGACAAAAUCUGGUUUUGUUUCCUGAUUGAUUUAUUUUAUAUUUUUUGAGAAUUAAAUCAUGUUCUACAAAUUGAAACAAAUUUAUCUACAGUAUAAUUUAUUAAUGUUUUUAUCAUGUUACUGCUUUUAAUUUUAAAAGAAUGUAUUCCUGAAUAAGAUCCAAGUACCUAUGAAUUAGAAAUUAUAUAUUAUGUACAGAAUUGCCUGAUAACUUUGUUAUCAAUUUUUUAUAAAUACCAUAACUUAUUAUUGCCUGUUUGAUUUUAAACACAGAAGGAAACUGUUAAAUAUUACAAAUAAACUUCUAGAUAAAAAUGUUUAAAGGUAGUUGUAGAAACACAAAUCAUGUAUUGUGAUGCAUAUGAGUCCAAGCACCUUUUUGAGAGACACGGUUUUGUUCUUAAAUAAAAAAAAAAAUGGGUCACCUUUAAUGCUGUUUUUAGAACAAUUAGACACUUGUUAUUUUAUAAGACAGUAUUUGAGUGAAUUUUGUAGAAGUGUGUCUUCCAUUAUAUAAGAUAAUCAAAAUAUAUACACUGUUUUACUGUAUUUUAAUGUUUCUCUAUGAUACCUGCUUUGUAGUAUAUACAUCAUUGCCAUGUGAAAUAAAUUAGUAUGAAUUAUAUGCUUUAACUUUAAAGGCCCAUUAUGCCUCAGAAAUGCUUUUUUUUUUUAUUUCUUAAAAACAUUUUAAUUUUUGGUGGACCUUUACAGUCUCAAAAUAGUUACUCAUUGGCCAGUUACCUGAACCAUCUUUGUCUUCUGUUGCUUUUUGGCAUUAAGUACAGUAAUGUUGAAUUAGUAUUUUAGCAUUAGUAUACUACUUUGUUUACAUUUUGCUAAUUUUAUCGCAAAUAAUUGCACAUUUUGUAAUACCUUGUUCAGAUAGUCUGAGCAUCUAAACUUGCUCUAAAACCAUUAUUUUACUGUUAUUAAACACAUGUAUGCCAUUUCUAAAGAAAUAAAAAAUGUAUUGGUUUUUGAGGCAUAAUGUGCCUUUAAAAGAAGUUGACUCCAACUGUAAAAAAAUUGGUAAUUUUAUGUACCAUAUAUUUUUCACAGUUUUAUUUUACCGUGCAUAAAAAAUAAACAAUGAUAAGUGGCUAUGUCAAUUUUAAAAUGUCUUUUGAAAAGGUGCAAGGACUCUUAGUGCCAAAAAAAUGGUAUGUUUCAAGCAUUCAAUUAUUAAUUAUCCUGACAAUCAUUGGUUUAUGCAAAUGAGAUGAAUAUGAAUAUUCAUUUAUUAUAAUUAAGUGGGUUUAAUGUUUAAAUUAGGUUGCAUGUAUAUAUUAUAUAGUCAGAAAUAGUUUUAUUAAUUAUGUAAACUUUGGUAAGAUAGCUUUAUCUAUGUACAUACUAUUACAUACUUACACUUUAUUAAUACAAUUCACAGCCAUUUACUAUAAAAGUUGUUUUGUUUUAAUUAUAUAUAAAUAUAUUUUAUUGAAAAAAUAUUUUUUUUCUCUCUCUUUAUGUGUUGUACAAAGAAUUUGUGCUUUAAAAAUAGCUUUAUUAUAGAAACUUUAUACAUCAAAGAGACAUGUACAUGUAAUUUACAUCAAUGUUUUGUAAUUAAAUGACUGAAACAUUAACUAGUUCAUAUUUGUAUUAACUUCAUAGUUCUUAAUGGGAAUAUGAAAUCACCUUUAUUAAAGUGCACAGAUAUUUCUUUUCUGUAUUUUUACCUGCUUUUAGGUAGUUUGUGCACGUUUUGGUUUUUUUCUUUGACAUAGAAUUUAGAGAAGUAGACAUGUGCAUGUUUUAUGCUAUUUUUUUAAAACAGUUUGUGACUGACGAUUGUCACACGGUUGUUCAUGUAGAUGUAUAUCUUUUUUUUUUGUCUUCAUAAUUUACUGUACUAUAAUUUUGUUAAUAUCCGUGUAAAGAACUAUAUAUAAUGCAUUUAUUGUGGACCUAUUCCUGGUCAUUUUCUUGCAUUGUUUUUUUUUUUGCAUUGAAAUGUUAUUGUGUUAUAACAAGCAGAAAUAUUAUAUAAAGAAAAAUAUGAUAGCCAAAGAUUAUAUAUUAAGCUUAAAGCAGGCUCUUUUAUCUAAUUUGUGCAUCUUGUUUGAUCAUAACUUUAUUUUGUUUUGUUUACUUAUUUGUGAAGCUGUAAAUAUAAGCUCUUAAACCCUCCCUUUCUUUGUUAAACUACAAAAUAAUAACAUUACUAUCGUAACAUUUUACUAAAAUUUGCCAUUUAAUCAUUGAACAUUCUACAAAAUAUUGUUAAUAUUUGCAAUUGUUAUGUCCAUAUACCCCCCUGUCACUUAUCAUUGAAAUAACACCGGGUCAAGGUCAUUAUUAUAUUACAACAUUCAGAGGUCAUUGUGUUAUAAGGUCAUUGAAAUAACAUUGAAAGGUCUCUAAUCAUUUUGUUUAAGGUCAUUGAAAUAAUAUAGCAAGGUUAGAGGUCACGCAUUUGAAGGUCAUUGAAAUAAUAUAGCAAGAUUAGAGGUCACACAUUUGAAGGUCAUUGAAAUAAUAUAGCAAUUAGAGGUCAUGCAUUUCAAGGUCAUUGAAAUAGCAUAGAAAGGUCAGAUAACAUGCAUUUCAAGGUCAAAUCAUUAUAGAAUUCAUUUGUACAAACAAUCACUUAGUUCAGUGAAUUUUUCCUUUAAAAAAAGUCAUUCCAAAAUUAGAAAUGAGAGUUCAGAUGAUAUUUUUAUUGAGAAUAGAUAUAGAAAGUAAAUCUAUUUCUUUAAAAAAAAUGUUUUAAUUCUUUGCUUUUUAAUUUGUUCACUCUUACACCUUACAGUGCAAACGAAAUAUCUUUGAUUUUAUCGUUGUUGAUAAAAAGCCUUGGUAGUGCUAUAAAUUUGACUCAAAACUUUUAUGUAUUAGAACAAUACAGACACAGUUCAGAUGAUUUAUAUUUGACAUACUAUAGUUCUGUUUGAUUAAUUUUAAGCUCAAUAUAUUAGUAAUCAGUAUUUUAAUCAGAAAUUUUAAUGUUGGAAUAUGUUCCACAAUGUUUACCAUUUUUCUUACUUAUAUUUUUGUUUUGUUUCAGUUUUUUUUUUAUUUUAUAAAAAAAAUAUGGAAUUUUGUUUUUGUUAUGAAAACAAAUUUUAUAUAAACUAACAGUAUAUUAACAGAAUUUAUUACUUGGAUAUUUUUUCUUCUCUUUCUAAUAGGUUGUUAAUGAAAGAAAAUUUUGUAUGUUUUAUUAAUGAUACCUAACAUUUUAAUUUACCAUAACUUUUGGAUGAAAUAGGUAGUUAUUGUUUUGUUUUUUGUUUAUUUUACAGAAUUUAAUGAGUAUUUUAAAUGGUAUUUGGAAUUUUCAAAGGGUUUGUGUCAAUCUGUAUGUCUAGUCGAUAAAUAUUCGUGUUCAUAAUUAGGUCAUGUUCCUGCAGCCAUGUUUUCUAAAAUUCUCAAAUAUUAACGGAUACUUUUCAAUAUCUCAUUUUCACUUAUCAUAUGAAAAAUGAGUAAAUCAAUACACAGUUACAUUAAUGUUUAGAUUGUUCAUUAGAAAAAAUCAGUUUGUACAAUUUGUAAAUUACUUUUUUUUCAUUUCCUUUAAAAUGAAACAAGAAUAGAUGAAUAUAAUUUUUAGAUAAAAGUACAUGUAUUUUUUAUGGUUUUCUGAAAUACUUGUAGUUGUAUAUCGAGUAAAUUGAUGAUUUAAUAAAUUUGAAUGUUAUAAGAAAUGAAAGUGGCGCUGUAUUGAUGUCAGUAGAUAGACUGUGUACUUUUGCUCAAAGAUUAUUUGAGCCGCGCCAUUACAAAACCAACAUAGUGCAUUUGCAACCAGCAUGGACCCAGACCAGCCUGCGCAUCCUGGAUGCGCAGGCUGGUCUGGAUCCAUGCUGUUCGCCAACAAGCACUAUUACAAGUAGAGAAACUGAUAGGGAACAGCAUGGAUCCUGACCAGACUGCGAUGACAUGAUGGUCUGGAUCCAUGCUGGUAGCAAACGCACUAUGUUGGUUUUGUCAUGGCGCGGCUCAUUUCUGUCAGGUCGUAGAAUUAGUUAACAGCUACCACUAUAAUAUUUAUAAUAGUGCAUAUACAUAUAGUAAUAUUGAGAAGAUUUUGGUAAAACAUGGCUGACAUAGAGUGGGUGGAGGGAACAUGACCAGUGUUGAGUAUGUACAAGUGUAAUAAUGUAUAUCUACAAAUUAAUGUACCUCUCUUUCUCUCUGUGUAACCUUUCCAGGUGCUUAUUUCAAAUAAAAUAAAUUUAUUAUGUUA
Messenger RNA from Ruditapes philippinarum (Manila clam), 13400 nucleotides. RefSeq names its product homeobox protein cut-like 1. NCBI's taxonomy places the organism in Eukaryota, Metazoa, Mollusca, Bivalvia, Venerida, Veneridae. Gene Ontology annotation, biological process: regulation of DNA-templated transcription. The transcript has 18 exons. Gene Ontology annotation, molecular function: DNA-binding transcription factor activity, RNA polymerase II-specific; DNA binding. The coding region runs from base 71 to 4969 and encodes 1632 amino acids. The record is from RefSeq and is a predicted model, not a curated record.